Molecule: messenger RNA, 1182 nt
Organism: Saxophila tyrrhenica
Lineage: Eukaryota; Fungi; Ascomycota; Dothideomycetes; Mycosphaerellales; Extremaceae
Exons: 2
Coding region: 1-1182 (393 amino acids)
Source: RefSeq, a predicted model, not a curated record
AUGCUGAAGACUCUCGCCUCCGUUGUUCUGCUGAGCACAUCAGUCGCUAUCGCAGCACCAUGGGGUGGAAGCCAGCAGUUUGGUGGCAAGCCACACCCACCGCCAGGCUUUUUUCCCAGUCAUGGUGACCAUGGCAAAUUCGGCGGUCACGGAUACGGAUCUGGAAAUGGAUCAGGACAGGUGCCAUUCACAUUCCCUCUGGCCAACGGGUUCCCAAAUAUCAAGAACCCAAGUCCCGCUCUCACACAGAUUGAAAAGCAAGCACACGGCACACUCCCCAACACUCCGCUGUCACCCACUCUCCAAACCGGCGACAACACCAUCUUCGAGCUGAUCGCCUUCAAUGAGCUCUUCGAAGUCGCCUUCUUCACCAGCUUAAUCAACAACAUCACCCAAGGCGUAGAGGGCUUCGAAAUCGGCAGCCCUGUUGUCAAGAACUUCGUCCUCAAUGCCCUCAUCACCGUCCAAGCACAAGAAGAACUGCACGCACUCGGCGCCAACGGCAUCCUCACAGCGGCCGGCGAGACACCCAUCCAGCCCUGCGAAUACAUUUUCCCGAGCGCGGACUUCGAUUCCGCCAUCGGCUUCGCCCGCACCUUCACCGACGUCGUCCUAGGCACUCUACAAGACGCACUUGCCGGCCUGGCAGCGAACGGCGACGAGGAAUACAUCCCCCUCAUCGGCUCCAUCAUCGGCCAAGAAGGCGAGCAAAACGGCUACUACCGCUCCCUCCUCGACCUCGUGCCCUCCGAGCUGCCCUUCCUCACAAGAUCGAAAGCUCAGUUCGCCUUCUCCGUGCUCAACCAGGACGUCGUGGUCCCCGGCUCCUGCCCGAACUCCAACAUCAUCGAUCUGCCCAUCUUCGGCGCUCUGAAGGUGCUCGCGGAAAACAUCAAAGGCAAAGACCAGCAGCUCGAGUUCUCGUUCACCAAUAACGGGACCGACACCGACUCGAUCAGUCUUGUGUAUAUCAACCAGCAGAACUUGCCGAUUGUGGAGAAGCCGACCAUCAUUUCAGAGAAGGACGGUGUAGUGACGUUCGAGGCGUUCUUCCCGUUCUCGAAGUUCAUUAUGAACGGGCUGACUAUUGCUGUUGUUACGAACGAUAGUGGUCCUUUCGAUACGGUGGAUGAGGUUGCGGAUGCGACGUUGUUUGGGCCUGGGCUGAUUGAGGUUAACUGA